Messenger RNA from Mercenaria mercenaria, 625 nucleotides. RefSeq names its product NADH dehydrogenase [ubiquinone] iron-sulfur protein 6, mitochondrial-like. Gene Ontology annotation, biological process: mitochondrial electron transport, NADH to ubiquinone. The coding region runs from base 32 to 469 and encodes 145 amino acids. The record is from RefSeq and is a predicted model, not a curated record. The transcript is spliced from 4 exons. Lineage: Eukaryota; Metazoa; Mollusca; Bivalvia; Venerida; Veneridae.
AAAUAUAUUUCUUUGGGGUUGUCAAGUCAAAAUGGCGACGAUUGUCAGAGGUCUGUCGAGGUUGCCUGGUAAACAUCAGGUUUUCCGUGCACUCAGUACAUCAUCUUGUAAAUGUAUUGGUGAAGGACCUAAUGUUGACAAAGUUACACACACUGGACAGGUAUGGGAUAAAGAUGACUUUAGGAGAACACGGUUUGUUGGCAAAGACAAACUGGUGAAUACACAGUUUAGUAUAGACCUGAUUGCUGAAGACCCCAUUGUAGUUUGUGAAAGGCGAAAAGUGGCUAGUAACAGUGGUGGAGCUCUUGGACACCCGAAAGUUUUUAUUAAUUUGGAUAGGCCUGAAGUUGCAGUCUGUGGAUAUUCUGGAAGAAAAUUUAUCCAGAAAAAGUUUUAUAAUGCGAAAGAACAUGGACCGUCAAUCACCUAUGAGGAAUACCUUGCAGAAAUGGAAUCUAUCAAGUCGUAAUUCAGACCACCAAAUAAAUUAGGACUUUAAAAAUAAUUCUGAAAAUGCUUAACUUGACAAAGUGUUUUGACAGAUAGCUUAUUUAGAGAAUAAUAGUUUUGGUAAAGAGUGUAUUGAAUCUGUGGAUUUCAUUGUUAAUAAAUGUAUCUUAUUGUU